AAUCGUUGUCUUUCUUUUAAACAGCCAACCAGAAAUGGGUGACUGGAGUUUCUUGGGAAACAUUUUGGAAGAGGUGAAUGAACAUUCCACUGUCCUUGGGAGAGUUUGGCUUACGGUGCUCUUCAUUUUCCGCAUCCUGAUCUUAGGCACUGCUGCAGAGUUUGUAUGGGGAGAUGAACAGUCAGACUUUGUGUGCAACACCCAGCAGCCAGGUUGUGAGAAUGUCUGCUAUGAUGAGGCCUUCCCCAUCUCCCAUAUCCGGCUAUGGGUCCUGCAGAUCAUCUUUGUCUCCACUCCCUCCCUAAUUUACUUGGGUCACACUGCACACCAUGUAAGGAUGGAAGAGAAAAAGAGAGCGCGGGAAGAAGCAGAGAGAGCUCUGCAGCAGCAAGAUGAAAGAGAAGAUGAAAAAUCAUCCCUUGAUCCAGAGCAGAAGAGUCCAGUAUCUACCAAGGGAACCAAGAGGUUCCGCCUGGAGGGAACACUUUUGAGAACCUAUAUCUGCCACAUCUUUUUCAAAACCCUGUUUGAAGUAGGGUUCAUAGUGGGUCAGUACUUCCUUUAUGGUUUCAGAAUUCUUCCUCUGUACCGCUGUGGUAGGUGGCCUUGCCCCAACCUUGUAGACUGUUUUGUGUCCAGACCUACAGAAAAGACAAUUUUCAUCAUGUUUAUGUUGGUUGUGGCAUCAGUUUCCCUCUUCCUCAACAUUGUGGAGAUCAGCCACUUGGGUCUUAAGAAGAUUCUGAAUGCCUUCAGGAAAACACGUCAACAACGGUCUGUAGAAACCCCAGAGAAGCCCCUUCACUCUAUUGCUGUUUCAUCCAUUCAAAAAGUCAAAGGUUACAAGCUGCUGGAGGAGGAGAAGCCAGCAUUCCACUACUUCCCUUUGACAGAAGUGGGAGCAGAAACCACACCUGUUCCUCCUUCACUGAAUGAGUUUGAGGAGAAGAUGAGCAUGGAACACCUGGAGGACAUUCCCAGUGCCUUUGAGGAGCAGUUGCCAUCCUAUGUCCAACGGGAUGAACAGGAAGAGGAGAAAGUGGAACAACCAGAACAAGAGGUGGCUGAAGAAGUCCAAGAUGAGCAAGGAGCGGAGGGAUUUAAAGAGAAAGCAGGAGUAAAAGUAGGAGAAGAGAAGCACAUGGAGGAUGAGCAAGAGCCUCUAGGAGGAAAUGUGGCUCUACCAUCUACAGCUGAUACAAGACCUCUUAGCAGGUUAAGCAAAAGUAGCAGUCGGGCCAGGUCAGAUGAUCUGACUGUAUGAGGAUACUGGCUCAAGAGGCUCUGAGAUAAUCUCAGAAGUUUUAAAAUGCUAAGCCAGUCAUUUUAAUAUUGUUCCUUAUCUGUGUUUUUGGUUAGAAAGGAGCUAUAAAUGCAUAACUGUGUUGACAGUCCUUUUUAUCCAAGAGUUGGUGCUAGCUAUCAUGUCAUCCAUUUUCUCUUCCUUCUAAGGCAGGUGCCUCAGUACUGUAAAGUAAAUGCACUAUAAUACAGUAUUACAAAUCCAAGGUGGAAACCUCCCCAGAAUAGCAAGUAGACCAAAUAUAGUAACUGAUCAUAUUUGUUUAUAUAUUUUUUCCAAGAAUCCAGACAGCAUGUUUCUUCACUAAAUUGUCACAAAUAUUGAUAAAAUCAUAGUUUAUUUUAUUAUUUUUUUGCUUCUUUAUGGAGCUAGUUUAGAUUUUUUUUCUCCCAUGUAGUCAUUCAACUUAAAGCUAUUUCUCUUGCAAAAAAGGGAAUAUAGGCAGUUAACGUUGUUAAGUGAAAUCCAACUGUCUCCUUGUGACAGGGAAGAUCUGCAGUGUGGUAUGCUCAAAUUUCCAGUCUCAUUCCAGUGUAGUUUUUUUAAGUAACUUAUCAUUUUGUCUGUCACAUAGAUCACCAUUAUUAAAAGCAGAGAACCUCUUAUGUGACAUUCUGUUGUUGGCAUAGAAUCACAAAGUCAUAACAUUUUAAAAUAGUGAUAGGCCACAAAAGCCAUCUACUGCAACCCCUUCAUCCAUGCUGAAAUAUGCAACUACAGCUUUCCAGAAAGAUACCCAUUCAACCUCUGCUUAAAGACCCUCAAAGAAAGAGAGUAUACCCUCUUUCCAUGAAGCGGUCUGUUCCACUAUUGAACAAUUAUUAUAGUAAAAAGUUCUUCCUAAUGUUUAAGUGGAAUGUCUUUUCUUGUAAUUUCAAUCCAUUUAAAUUUGUGUUCACAUUAGCUCCAUGCUUCAUACGACCUCCUUUCAGAUAUUUAAAGAUGGGUGUUAGGUCACCUCUCAGUUCUCUCUUCUCCAAGAUAAAAUCAUACAUAACUUUCUAAGUCAUUCCUCAUAACUCAUGGUUGCUCUUCUCUGAACACAUUACAAUUUGUAUGUCCUUCUAGACCAGUGGUUCUCAACCUGAGGUCCCCAGAUGUUUUUAGCCUUCAACUCUCAGAAAUCCUAACAGCUAGUAAACUGGCUGGGAUUUCUGUGAGUUGUAGGCCAAAAACAUCUGGGGACCCCAGGUUGAAAAUCACUGUUCUAGACCUUGAUGCCCAGACUGUGCCUUCUGUUGCCUAUGUCUUAUGGCAACACCACCCUGGGGUUUUUGUCAUAAGAUUUGUUCACCUGAAGUUUUCCACUGCAUUCCUCUCAGGAUGAGGGAUUUGAUGUACCCAAAGUCACCCAGUAGUUUUCUAAAGCUCUGUGUGUGUUUGAACCCUGGCCUCCUGGAGCACUAGUUCAGCACUUAAGUGAUUACAUAACUCUGAUUCUCAGAUAUGUAUGAUGGUGUCAAGCCAUUAUCAGAAAUAUCCACUUUCAGUAAAAGAAUGUGGGUCACUUGUUUCUUUCUCUUUGUCCAAUGUGGCCCCAGUGAAAUCACAUUGAAGCUUCAAACUACAGGAAAGGAGAUUCCACCUGAACACUAGGAAGAACUUCCUCACAGUGAGGGCUGUUCGGCAGUGGAACUCUCUUCCCCGGACUGUGGAGGCUUUUAAGCAGAGGCUGGAUGGCCAUCUGUCUGGGGUGCUUUGAAUGCGAUUUCCUGCUUCUUGGCAGGGGGUUGGACUGGAUGGCCCAUGAGGUCUCUUCCAACUCUACUAUUCUAUGAUUCUAUUAUUCUAAGAGCAGGAUGAGGAGUUUUCCUCUGAAUUACUUGGGAAGCCAGGGGUUCUCCAGAUAUUUUCCACUAAAAUUCCUGCAUUCCCUUACCAGAUAUCAUGUUGAAUAGCAAUAAAGAAAGCUGGAGGCAAAAAGAUUCCACUCUCCUGAUACUUAAAACAUAGACUUAUAGAACAUGAGCUGGCCUCUUUUGUAUAUGUAUGUGCCUUCAAGUCAUCUGUUGACUUAUGGUGACCCUAUGCAUUUCAUGAGGUUUUCUUAGGCAAGGAAUACUCAGGGGUGGUUUAGCAGUUUCCUCCUAUGAAAUAUAGCUUUUAGCACCUGGUAUCUGUUGGUUGCUUCCCGUUUGAGUACAAAUGAUCCCGCUUAGCUUCUAAGAUGAAAUGGGAUCUAAUGCCUUUAGGAUAUUUAGAUUUAUUGUGUUUUAAUGCUGUCUUUUUAAUGCUAUCUAUGUGGGAGAAACUGCUAGUGAUCAAUUAUAACUUAUUUUUUUAGUAUAAGGAUCUACCAGGACUCACAUUCUUCAUAAGCUGCCUAGUAAGAAUUUGGGAUAAAAACAUUUGAAAAUAAAAAAGGGAGUUUUGCCCAUCUGCCUUUGUGAUCUUGAAUUGGACUUGCCACCUCUAUGAUUCACCUCCCCCGGCCCCCGCCCCUCCCAGACAUACUCAUUCUUAAGAGCUACAUGGUGGGUACAGGUUGCAAUCCCAACUCUUCUGGGAAAAGCCAUAUCAGUACCAUUUGGUCUGUGCAGAUGGGUGGGAAUUUUAUUUGGUUCAUUUUUCCAUAAAAGAUAAAAUCUUAAAUUAUGCCAUCCCAUUAAUUUUGAACGGGAUGGAAAGCUCUAGAAAUUGUAUAAACAUGAACGUGGGACAGAGGAAAGGUAACACUUUAGUCAGGGCCGGUCCAACAUGGAGGCCAAAGUAAGCGCCCACUUGUGGCACACUGUCUCUGGGGGCGCCAUAGAGGUGCCCCCAUGGCGGCGGGGACCAUUGGCUCGCUCGCCCCUGAACGAGGAAGGCCUCGCUCUUCUCAUGAGGUCUCACGAGGUUUCGCGAGGUCUCGUGAGGCCUCGCGAGAAGAGUGAAGUCUCGCGAGGUUUCGCAAAGUCUUGUGAGAAGAGCGAGGCCUUCCUCUUUCGGUGGUGAGCGCGCCCUCCAGCGGCUGGAGAGCAUGCAUGUUGCCCGGAAGGUGGGCCCACGCCUUCCGGGCGGCAUGCGCGCCUCGCUUGCCACCGCCACUGCAGACGGUAUGGGGGGCGCAAUUUCGGGGGGGGGGGCGGCUACUAGGUUAGCCUACUAGGCAAAAUUACCUAGGUCCGCCUCUGACUUUAGUCCAUUGUUGGAUGCUACACUGUUGCCUUGAAUCCUAUCACCGUGCUGCAUCCCUUUCGGCAGAUGUUUGAGCUCACCUCAUACCAGAAAAGCAAGACUAGAAGUAGGAUGGCAGAGUAAUGUUGUUGUAUAUUUCACUACUGCCUAUAAUUUCAUUGUACAUUUCACUGCUGUCUGUACUGCAUAAUGUCUUUUGGGUUUUAAGGUAAAAUAACACUUUCUUUUAAAUGUAUCAUUAUUGUAUUGUUUGAUAGUAAAGGCGUUAAAAUAUAAUUAGCUUAUGGUUACAUUUAACCACAACUAGAUCCUUUCUAACCAAAGUAAAUGAGAGCAUUUUAUUUUGGUACCAAAUAUAUUCCUCAAAUAUGUCAUGCUACAUUUUGUGGUUGGUACCUAUGUCUUAGGUGCUGGUAGCACUGUUUAGACCAACUGUGCAGACCGCAUGGACUACUCUGCUUUUCUGGUCAUUACUUUGACAGGAUGAGCCUGUGUAGGACCCAAUGCAGAAUGAAGCUGGUUGGAUAUAAUCUGGACAGAAACGUGCUACUAUUCCAGACCACACUGCGGUCAGAAAUACAAAAAUGGCUUUAUAGGACCAGACGAAGGACCAUGUAGUCUUCUGCAGUGGCCAACAGGGAUGUUCACAAAUAAAUAACGAAGCAACAGGUGUAUGGUGUCAAAUCCUCCAAUUUCUCUGAUAUCUCCCAAGAAAUACAAAGGUUUUAAAGAUGUCUGCUUUAUUAUCAGUAUACAUUGCUAAUGCUUAAAAGAAAAAGUCUACACUGAGACAAUAUCUUUGUUAGGGCUGACCAAAAUGGGUGUGUUGGCUAUUUUGUGGCACUCUGAUUAGCUCUGAUAAAAAUAUCUGUGGAUCUGGUAGAUUUUUGUCUAUGGACCAAUACAACUGAGGUAUAUUUUGUUUUUGUUUUAGCAGUUUCUAAUGUUGAAAAUACCUAUUUUAUUUUAGAAAGAGGAUUAAAAAAACUCUGUUAGGCCUGGGCAGAUGACCACUUGCCUAUGUAUUGCAAGUCCAAAUAUUUUUAAGAGGGUGGAGAAUGAUACGAGAAAUGUGCAGGUAUGCACUUUUGCUGGCUCUGUUUUUUCCAUUCUCCAUAGCUCAGCAAAUUCUCUCCAGUUUGAAACAAUGGAAAGGGUUUGCUGCUAUGGAAAGUAUAAUCCAUUUCAGAAAAUCCCUUUAGGAUGAAUUGCCAACAUGCUCAGAAAGGCCCCAUAGAAUUUUUCAUAAGCUUGAGAGUCGCUAGUAUAUAACUCAGAGGUCAACCGGAGUCAGGGAUUUUUCACCAUAUUCAUUCCCAUGGUAUGGGAUCAGGCCUUUAAUCCCAACCAAAUUCCAAUGCAUUCUGUUUCCCUAGAUAUAUCAUUCUUUAUAGUUUCAAUUGUGUGCUAUUUGUGUGUGUGUGUAGGGCAGAGUUAAUUCACUUGUUGUCUUACACCGACCAGCACAGUUCCUGUCUUUUGGCUGCCUUUAUUCAACAUGGUGGCUGGCUGAGUUAGUUACAGUAGCAUUAAAGUGUUUUAGGACUGUUUCCUUUUUUUCCUUUCAGGAGUGGGGUCGGGAGAUUAUAUUUUUCUGUAAAUAAGAAAUCUCUUAUUUGGUGGAUAUUAUAUAAAUAAAACUUGGAUUUUUAGAUACAUUUUAGAAAUAGCUAAAAAUAGAAAGGGGUCAACUGCACUGAGCGUGGGUUGUUGAUUUAGUCCAGAAUUUUGCCUCUGAUAAGAACCACUAAAUAUUCAGAAAGCAAGGAAAACGACAUUUUAAAUUUCCUGCCAAUGAUUUGCAAUUGCAUUUAAUACAAAUAUAAAGUCUGCCUCAUGAAAAAAUAGAAUGAGGCAAGAAAAGAAGAGACACAGUAUAUAAGACAGUGCACCUCAGAAUGGAAAACAGUUUUGGUAAGAACACAAGGAAACAGAAACUAUUGACUGUUCACGUCCCCAAGAUAUUCACAAGUACCUAUGUUUACUAUGUUGAUGCAAAAGUUGAAGCAAGUUUUUAAAAAAUACUUAUAGAAUAUAUUUGUAUUUUUAUGUGUUUUAUAUGUCAUUUUUCUUUUUUAAUCAUUUAUAAUGUUUUAUAUGGUUUUGAUUGUAUUAUUUUUGUAACCUGUCUUUUGCUAAUUGUUUGGUGAAGAUCAUGAAUAAAGAUUGCUUUGAAUUGAAAA
Anolis carolinensis (green anole) is the source of this 6603-nucleotide messenger RNA. It is a transcript of the gene gja8, whose product is annotated as gap junction protein alpha 8. Gene Ontology annotation, molecular function: gap junction channel activity. NCBI's taxonomy places the organism in Eukaryota, Metazoa, Chordata, Lepidosauria, Squamata, Anolidae. Bases 35 to 1264 code for a protein of 409 amino acids. The transcript has a single exon. The record is from RefSeq and is a predicted model, not a curated record. Gene Ontology annotation, cellular component: connexin complex. Gene Ontology annotation, biological process: cell-cell signaling; gap junction-mediated intercellular transport.